GAUGUGCGGGUGGACGGGCAUAAAGACCGGACAGCAACGGGCAGCAGGUGCAGUCGUCUGGCAUGUUCACGCGCCACACGUUAAAGUUCUCAAGUAUGUAUGCCAACUGUUGCUCUGCGCCUUUCUUGCUUGACCGUGUGCUCAAGCACGAGGCGGCGCACUUCCUGCUGGGGUACCUGGUGGGGGUGCCCAUCACCGGCUACUCGGUCGAGCUGGGCCGCGAGCACACCGAGUUCGCCGAGGCCAAGAUACAGCAGCGCAUCAUCGAGCGGCAGCUGACGGACGAGGAGAUUGACUCGCUGGCGCUGGUGGCGGUGGCGGGCAUGGCGGCGGAGGGGCGCGAGUACGAGGAGGUGAUGGGCCAGACCGCGGACCUGUACGACCUGCAGCGCCUGCUGCUGCGCUCCAAGACCAAGCUCAGCGACGCGCAGCAGCAGAACAUCACGCGCUGGGCCGUGUGGAGCGCGGCGGGGCUGCUGCGCAGCCAUGCCGAGGAGCACAAGGCCCUGAUUGAGGCGAUGCGGCGAGGGGCGAGCGUGGCGGAGUGCGUGCAGGUCAUUGAGUCGGCCGGUGGGUCAAAGUAGGCGCGAGGUGCGACGCGAGGCGCAAGGCAUUUCCACGAAUUGCUAGCAGCGUGGCGUAGGUUGAUUAGGGGUGGCCAAGGUUGGAGGGGUGAGGCUCUGGGUGCGGGCGGUGUUUCCUGGGGACUGUGUUGCUGCAGUAAGAAACAGGGGACGGGGGACUAAGGGAUGUCUCAGGCGCAAGCGAGUAGAGGCGAGGCAGUAGUGCUGUGCAACAUACACAGUAGGCCUGUGCGCGUAGGUAGGCAGCAGGGGCAAAGGUGGCAUUUCAUGUAUGGCCUCAGUAUAUAUGUGUUAUUGCGCCAAUGUACGGUAAUCGAGGUGACAGCCUCGUGCCACGGCUCCCCACACGCCAUGGUUCAUGGGCCAUUCACUGACUUCGACCAGGGCAGGCGUGCAGUACCGUACAUGCGGCCUUAAAGCCGGGAGGCGCCUCUUGCACGCGUUAUUGCCGUACAAUAUAUAGUCCAUAUCGUAAGAGGCAGUUGCUUUACACUACCGUACGUGGACCUCGCCGGUCCACCAGGCGCGCGUAGGUGUACAUACAUACAUGUCAACGUGCGGCUGGCGGUUACACAGGGUUCUGUAGGGUAUGCGGCGGGUGGUCUGUGUCCGGGCUAGCUCACAUGGAGAUUGGAGAGGGUAAAGAUCAGUGGUACGACGGGAAGGGGCAAGGGAAGUAAGAAACAAGUGACGCCCAGCCCAGCCGCCAAUGAUCGUGGAAAUGCGUCGCUCCCGCGUACGGUUGGGAUCAGUGGGAGGUGGAGACACGCACUGAGCCGCUGGUGACAAGCGAUCGAGCUUGUGCUCUCGCUCGCUCCUAGGCCCAGCAGCAGGGCUCCUAUCUUAAUGUCUCCAGACAUUAAACGGCCAUUUUGGCCAUUUUCCAGACAAACGGAGGGGGGGGUUCACGCACGCUUUUGAACAAAACAAGCGGUGUCUGAGGAGAGGCAAACUCUACCAUAGUGACAUAUAUAUUUUGUAGAAAGUGAGGGAAUGUCAUGGUCCUUUAGGAGAUUUUCGGCGAUAUGACGAGGAUGAAGGACACCCCGAUCAAGUCUUCCUUUUUGCAGAUGCGCAGAGCCGGUGACGAGGAUUUGCCGGGGAUGCCGCAUUUUAAGUCACGCAGAGUUGUCAGGGGUGCAAAGCCCGCUGCAACUCCUUCCACAGUCCAUGGUCCAGCUAACCCGCGCACAGUGAAGAAAAGCUGAGACGAUAGAGGUCAGGAAUGAACAGAAGUCAGGGAUGGACCCCGUGCACGGGCGGAACCGUGGAGCUGCGGAGGGGUUGAAGAAAACA
Molecule: messenger RNA, 1880 nt
Organism: Chlamydomonas reinhardtii
Lineage: Eukaryota; Viridiplantae; Chlorophyta; Chlorophyceae; Chlamydomonadales; Chlamydomonadaceae
Exons: 5
Coding region: 96-584 (162 amino acids)
Biological process (GO): proteolysis
Molecular function (GO): metalloendopeptidase activity; ATP binding; ATP-dependent peptidase activity
Source: RefSeq, a predicted model, not a curated record